AUGACGAGAGUCGAGAUCAUUUCUAGAGAGAACAUAAAACCAUCUUCCCCAACACCACUACACCUGAAAUCAUACAAUCUUUCCAUCUUAGAUCAGCUCAUUCCUGCCCCUUAUGCACCCAUCAUACUAUACUAUCCAAAUCAAGAUCAAGCCAGUGAUCUUGAAGUCCAAGAACGAUUGAAAUCUUUAAAGAUUUCAUUAUCCAAAACAUUAACACGCUUCUAUCCUUUAGCGGGGACUAUAAAGGACGACCUUUCUAUUGAUUGUACAGACGUUGGUGCUUACUUUGCAGUGGCUCAUGUUGAUGCUUAUCUUGAUGAGUUCCUGAAUCAUCCAGAUUUCGAUCUGAUCAACCGGUUUCUUCCAUGUGAACCUAGUUUCAAUGGGAGUAACGAAGGAAGUCAUGUGAGUAACAUUCAAGUUAACAUUUUUGAAUGUGGUGGGAUCGCUAUCAGUUUGUGUAUUUCACACAAGAUUCUUGAUGGUGCUGCGUUGAAUACUUUCCUAAGAGGGUGGGCCGGGACUUGUUGUGGGUCGAAAGAAGUUGUGUACCCAAACAUGAACACGAGCUCUUUGUUUCCCGCAAAAGAUUUAUGGCUCAAAGAUUCAUCAAUGGUGAUGUGGGGUUCAUUGUUCAAGAUGGGUAAAUGUAGCACAAAAAGAUUCGUUUUCAGUUCAUCAAAACUUGAUGCUCUCAAGGCGGAGGCAGUGGGAAACAGGGUGAAACAUGCUACACGUGUUGAGGUGGUGUCAGCUUUGCUAUGGAAGUGUAUGAUAGCUGCAUCUGAAGAAAAGGCCGGCUUUUGGAAGCCAUCUUUGUUAAGCCAUGUUGUGAACCUUCGCAAAAGGAUAUUAUCAUCACUUUCAUUAGAAAAUUCCAUCGGGAACUUGAUUUGGAUAGCGGAUGCGGAAUGUAAAACCGAGUCUGAAAUCGGAUUAGGAAAUCUGGUUGGAAAAGUACGUGAUGGGGUGUCGAGAAUUGAUGGUGAGUUUGUGAAGAACAUGCAAGGUGACAAAGGUAUAGAAGUGAUGGAAGAUUCAUUGAAAAGGUUGAAAGAUUGUGGGGAUUAUGUUGGGUUUACGAGUUGGUGUAAGAUGGGGUUUUAUCAAGUGGAUUUUGGUUGGGGAAAGCCGAUGUGGGUGUGUGGGAGUGUUUCUGAUGGUAGUCCGGUUUUUAUGAAUUUUAUUGUUUUGAUGGACACGAGAUGUGGUGAAGGGAUAGAAGCUUGGGUGAGUAUGGAUGAACAAGAAAUGCAUAUUUUAAAACAAAACUCCGAGCUCUUGGAGUUUGCAUCACUUGAUCCGAGUCCUCUAGACAUGAACAAUGAUCUUGAAGUCCAAGAAAAGUUGAAAUCUUUAAAGAAUUCGCUAUCCAAUACAUUAACACGAUUCUACCCUUUAGCUGGGACAAUAAAGGAUGACCUUUCUAUCGAUUGCACAGACAUUGGUGCUUACUUUGCAGUGGCUCGUGUGGAUGCUUCUCUCGAAGAGUUCUUGAAACAUCCUGAUUUCGAUCUGAUCAAUCGGUUUCUUCCAUGUGAGCCUAGUUUCAAUGGGAGCAAUGAAGGAAGUCAUGUGAGUAACAUUCAAGUUAACAUUUUUGAGUGUGGUGGAAUCGCUAUUGGUUUGUGUAUUUCACACAAGAUUCUUGAUGGUGCUGCCUUGAGUACUUUCCUAAGAGGGUGGGCCGGGACUUGUUGUGGGUUGAAAGAAGUUGUGCAACCAAACAUGAACACGAGCUCUUUAUUUCCCGCAAAAGAUUUAUGGCUCAAAGAUUCAUCAAUGGUGAUGUGGAAAUCGUUGUUCAAGAUGGGUAAAUGUAGUACGAAAAGAUUCGUUUUCAGUUCAUCAAAACUCGAUGCUCUCAAGGAAAAGACAAUGGCAAAUGGGGUGAGAGUGAAAGAUCCUACACGUGUUGAGGUCGUUUCGGGUUUGCUAUGGAAAUGUGUGAUGGCUGCAUCAGAAGAAAAGACCGGUUCUUGGAAACCAUCUUUGUUAAGCCAUGUCGUGAACCUUCGCAAAAGGGUAUUAUCGUCAUUUCCAUUAGAAAAUUCCAUCGGGAACUUGAUUUGGAUAGCGGAUGCGGAAUGUAAAACCGAGUCUGAAAUCGAAUUAGGAAACCUGGUUGGAAAAGUACACGAUGGGGUGUCGAGAAUCGAUAGUGAGUUUGUGAAGGAACUACAAGGUGACAAAGGGAGAGAAAUGAUGGAAGAUUGUUUAAAAAGGUUGAAAGAUUGUGGGGAUCAUGUUGGGUUUACGAGUUGGUGUAAGAUGGGGUUUUAUGAGGUGGAUUUUGGUUGGGGGAAGCCGAUGUGGGUGUGUGGGAGUGUUUCUGAUGGUAGUCCGGUUUUUAUGAAUCUUAUCAUUUUGAUUGACACGAGAUGUGGUGAAGGGAUAGAAGCUUGGGUGUCUAUGGAUGAACAUGAAAUCAAUAUCUUGAAACAUAAUUUCGAGCUUUUGGAGUUUGCAUCACUUGAUCCGAGUCCUCUAGAGAUGAACAACUGA
This is a messenger RNA of Lactuca virosa, 2505 nucleotides long. NCBI's taxonomy places the organism in Eukaryota, Viridiplantae, Streptophyta, Magnoliopsida, Asterales, Asteraceae. The record is from the annotation of a GenBank genome assembly.